Molecule: messenger RNA, 660 nt
Organism: Paraglomus brasilianum
Lineage: Eukaryota; Fungi; Glomeromycota; Glomeromycetes; Paraglomerales; Paraglomeraceae
Source: the annotation of a GenBank genome assembly
AUGCGUCUCUUUUCAACUAAAUCCAUGACUCAACCGAGCUUGUCUCGUCGUAAGCCCACUCGCCCCAAAUACCCCACAUUCGACUCACUAUUACCAGAUACUAAUGAGGCAGUAUCGAUAAGACAGGAACGACCGCAAAAGCAGACACAGUUACUUUCCACCCCAACAAACGAACUGGAUGCAUAUUCCUACUCUACGCUACCAGAAACUGAGUAUACACACUCCAUUCCAAUAACUUUCUCUCAACGCCCGACGUUUUCGUAUUCUCCAAUACCGAGGCGAUAUUCUACGCAGCCAUCUUCAAUAACAAACACAAUUUACUCUCCGUCCUUAAACUCAUCAUUGCCACAUUUGACUCGAUCUAUCUCGACCUCGACUAUAGAAACAGCAUCAUGCUGUAGUACUCCCGGGACUAUAACGAAUGGCUACGAAGAUGGAUCCUGUAAUGUGAUUGCAAAUGACGAAGAUUGUGAAGGAGGACAAAUACAGGAUAGUCGAUACGAAAAACAGACAAAUACAAUAAUAAACAAUUCUAAUUGCCUGGUCGAUGACUGUUGGUUAGACGUAAAAGUAGAGAAAAAGAGAGAGAGCAUAAAUUUUGAUUUGGAACUGGAGGAGUAUGAUGAAAUGAUUGUUGGAGGGGUCAGGUUUGAAUACUAA